Molecule: messenger RNA, 2542 nt
Organism: Pseudoliparis swirei
Lineage: Eukaryota; Metazoa; Chordata; Actinopteri; Perciformes; Liparidae
Gene: ca7
Product: carbonic anhydrase VII
Exons: 7
Coding region: 50-838 (262 amino acids)
Biological process (GO): regulation of intracellular pH
Cellular component (GO): cytoplasm
Molecular function (GO): carbonate dehydratase activity; zinc ion binding
Source: RefSeq, a predicted model, not a curated record
CGGAGCGCAGAAGUCCAUCGCUGUUGGUCAGAAUCCGCUUCCAGGGACAAUGACAGGGAAUCUGUGGGGAUAUGGAAAAGAGGACGGUCCUUCUGUGUGGCACAAAAACUACCCCGUCGCCCAGGGGGACCGGCAGUCUCCCAUUGACAUUGUACCCAAUCAGACUUCACAUGACCCCAGUCUGGGUCCUGUCGUCCUGAACUACGACCAUUGUACCUCCAUCAAAAUCGCCAACAAUGGACACUCUGUUGUUGUGGACUUUGAGGACUCGGAUGACCGCUCAGUGAUCCGGGGAGGCCCUCUUGACAACCCCUACAGGCUGAAACAGUUUCACUUCCACUGGGGCGUAAAGGGCUGCCACGGCUCUGAGCACACUGUCGCAGGAAAUAGCUAUGCUUCUGAGCUUCAUUUAGUCCACUGGAAUGCUGUCAAGUACACAACGUGUGGGGAGGCGGCAACAGCUCCUGAUGGCCUCGCUGUCCUCGGCAUCUUUUUACAAACAGGUGACGACCAUAGAUGGCUCAACAUGAUGACAGACGCUCUGUACACGGUGAAGUUUAAGGGCAGUGCUGCAGAUUUCAAAGGUUUCAACCCCAAGUGCCUCCUGCCGAGCAGCCUCCACUAUUGGACCUACCUGGGAUCCCUGACCACACCCCCCCUGCACGAGAGCGUCAUUUGGAUCGUUGUGAAGGAUCCAAUCACAGUGUCGGAAAAACAGCUGGGCAAGUUAAGAACUCUUCUGUUCACCGGAGAGGAAGAGGAUCAGAGGACACGCAUGGAAAACAACUUCAGGCCUCCCCAGCUUCUCAAAGGCAGGCGUGUGCGUUCCUCCAAUUAAUGUGACCUCGAGAGAUCUGAUGUCGUAGGCGACAAAGGUUUUUCUUAUUUUUAACUGUAAAUGAAUUGAUUUGAUUGUAUUUUAUUAUCUCAUGGUAGCUUGUCUUGAUUUCUGAUCUACUUUGCACAGAAGUGUAAUUCUCAUUGUUGCCAGCACAUUGACACACGUGUCCCUCUUCUGGUCAGACGCUUCAGUGACAUAUGUUUUUAGGGAAACAAAAGAGAUGUCAUGAAGCAAUGUAAAAUUAUCUCUUUGAAAGGUUUGUUAUUUGACUGUUCUGUUUUAUUUGGUGAUAUUUUCACAUUAUGACGCGCUAUAUGUUAAUACAGAUUUGAAUGUGUUACAAAAGCAAGCUCUUGUAAGCUGCUACCAUAUGUAACUAUUGUAUUGCAGAGUAGUAUCAUACCACUCUGCCUCGGCCUCCUCACCGAUCCUGAUUGAGCCUCUGUUGAUGCAGCCCAUUUUACUGGUGGCUUUCCAGUCCCUGGGGUCGUAGAUCCCUUGUAGUCCAACAAUCCCAACUGAAGGUGCUCCGUUUGGCCAUGACUUAGGGUGUGAAAGUCUCUGGUCCUUUAGAGCUCAAGAGACUUGAGAUAUCUGUCUCUGGGAGAUAAUUAUUUUUUUUGUUAAAUAUGGAGAGCUUGCUAAAAUAAUGUGUUCAAAGCGAUUUCUCAUUUGGGAUUUAUUAUUUAUCUCUUUCAGCUUUAAUGAGAUACCAUGUGAAUUCAAUAUUUGAAUCAAACUUGAAAUCUUUGGCUUCAAACUGCAUCUUGCAGAUGCGCUGCAUUCCCCCGUGCUGUGUUUCUACUACAAAGGAUAUGAGGCGAUUCACAUAGUUAUCAACAGCUAACCUCUGGAGCUGCUCUUGUAAGAGAAAGGCAUGCCUAUUCCAGGAUGUAACUGCUUGGUGUCUCUUGUGAGACUUGUGGCAACUUUGUCUAAAGGCAGGUCUUUAUUCAGAUAUAGAUCUAGAUUUUAUUAAUGUACACAUAAACGUGUUCACAUACAAUAGCUGACCCUUGUCCCUGUUAUCUACAAUAGGAUUUGAACCAAUGAGUCAUUCAAGCAAAUGUUUAAACUCACUAAUCAGAAGUAGCCAUACUGGGCUCAAGGUAAUUAGUAGCCAGGUUUUAGCCCAGGGGGAUGAGGGGCGAAGAGAUGGAACAUGGACUGUUCAGUCAAUUAUUUACUAACUAUUUCAAUUGAGCUGGUUUUAUCUAUCCCUUUCAGAAUGCUAGGGUGUUCUAUAGUUUAUAAUAUCAAGAGACUAAAAUUAUCAUGAAUGCAAAUGGCUUUGGCUGUAAUGUGGAGGGAGGCCAUUACACCCAUUUGAUCCUCUUCCUAUGCUUCUAUCUUGGUUUUCUGAAUGGGGCAAAAGGAGAAAGAAUGUCCUUGUAUCAAUAAAGUGUCUUAUAUGAUAUUGCAAUAAAUAAUAUGUUGAUUAUCAUUUAUCUCUGACCCACUUAAAUAAGAUACUUAAAUGAACAACUUUGUGUCAAUGAAUAUGCCAAUGUAAUUGUAUUUAUUCUCAGUUUCCCCAUGAACAAAUAAUAAUGAAUUGAAGUCUGUGGUUACAAUAUGUGUCCAGCUGAUGGCCACAUGGUCUAUUUGCAAACUAAAAUCCUAGAUAUAUAUUUGUAUCCAUGUUUUGAAUGAUAAUUGUUAGAAAAUAUGAAUGGUUAAUAAAUUUACAUCAACUAUCAA